AUGGUCCAACUUUUCGGAUCUCAACAGAAAGACGGCUUUGGAUUACUCUUUCAUGAGGCUAGAGCAGAGAUGACACGCAGGUCAGUUGGUGAUGGAGUAAUAUUGACACCAACUGCGGGAGAUCUGUUGCGCUCAUCAUCUCGGCGGUUGAAGGCCGGCAUGAGUUUGAUUCCGUGCAUAAAGUCAUUUGUUGUCAGUCUCAGCAUCCCGGAAUUCAUCCACCUUCACACUUCACCCUCUUAUUUGGGGAGGGAAUCCGUGGCUGACCUUCCAUUCUACCCUUUUAUCACCCUUGAUCAGAAUCUUAAGAGCAUAGGCCUUGAUCUCUCCCCUUUGCUCGGGAAACAUUUGAAUCCCCCAUCGGAUCCGGUGAGUGAUGGAUCUUCCCACAAGUUUCAAGGGAGCCUAUCCCUACUCGUUACCGCCCAGAUUAUCCACUGCAUGCGGCUGACCUCCCCCGGUAUUUCCGCACUCAGUACCCCAUAUCUGCCAAUCGACCCGUUCGGAAGCACGCCCAAGGCAAAAAAAGAGGAUCCAACAGGUGGAAAAAGGAAUCUUGCGGUCAACGAUAGCCGUUACGAAUUGGUCACUCAAAUAUGGAGGUAA
This is a messenger RNA of Uncinocarpus reesii 1704, 606 nucleotides long. RefSeq lists its product as uncharacterized. The record is from RefSeq and is a predicted model, not a curated record. The coding region runs from base 1 to 606 and encodes 201 amino acids. Lineage: Eukaryota; Fungi; Ascomycota; Eurotiomycetes; Onygenales; Onygenaceae. The transcript is spliced from 4 exons.